This is a messenger RNA of Prunus armeniaca (apricot), 717 nucleotides long. The record is from the annotation of a GenBank genome assembly. Lineage: Eukaryota; Viridiplantae; Streptophyta; Magnoliopsida; Rosales; Rosaceae.
AUGGGACUGGGAAAGAGACAUCCCACUUUGUUUGAGAAGUGUAGUGCUUCAAGUUACCAGUCGCUUCUAACCAAGCCACAAUGGCUGGUUGCAUGUCAACCCCAUCCAAAACAAUUAAACCAUGGAAAGAACAUUGUCAGCGGGUCAUCAAACGCCAUAGAUAGGCAACCUGCUCUGCUUCAGAUGAAUGGUGCAACAACUACUCACAGAAGAUCUAAGGUUUCUAAUUCAACAUUCCAUCUCACCCAGCUGCAAUGGCACCAUAGUCAAUAUGAUUCGAAUGUAAUUUUCCAAGAGGAAGCUUGGUUUGACUCGGUGAGUAUUCUGGAGUCUGACUCGGAUGAUGACUUUAUCAAUAUACAUGGAGAUGGUUUUCCAUUAGCAAGCAAUCCAGUUGGGAAUAUCUCAAGUGGCCAAGUACUUCAGCAUGAAAGAUUUGCUCGCUUUGUUGAUAAUGAGUGUAAGUAUGAAGAAUAUGGAGGUAAAUCAGAUAAAAUCACAGGCAAAGAUGAGCGCAGGGAAUCAAAUCGGUUUUCGCUUAUUAAUACCCAGCGCUAUGAGCUUUCUCACUUAGGGAAGGCAGAUGAAGUUUGCAGUAAGAGGAAGAAUAUAGUAGAUCACUCUUAUGGAAGCUUUAAAGGACUUACAGAAGAUGGACGUGAUUCUAAUGAAAAAAUUCAAGACAAUGCCCUGAAAUCCGGCUUAUCUCAAUUAUAA